AUGUCUAUAUACUCAAAGCUUUUAAUUAACCUUAAACUUGAAGGUUAAGGUCUUCUAAAUUCUAAAUCACCGAAACAAAACGUUAAAAAAAAACACAUAUAUAUUAGUUAUAUAGAAAAGAAUUAGAUAUAAUUUGAAAAUGUUUCUGAGAACUCGUUUUGGUAAUUUACUAAUUAAAAGGCAAGUGCAAACAAAUUCAGAAAUAAUAGCAAAUUGCAAGGAAAUCAGGAAUCGUAAUCCAAGAAAUUUAGAACGUUUAAGGAUUGCAAGAAAACCCAUUGGUUAUUCUCUGGAGAAGCCUGGAUUUUCGUAUUGGCACAAAUUCAUUCUGAACAUCUCUCAGCGCUAUAUUUCCGCAGAAGUACAUCAUUUUGAAAAUGGCCCAGUUAUUACAGUAUCAAGCCAAGAAAAUGGUAUAAAAUCCCAAUUGUACAGUACAAACGAUGCAUCAGCAUACAUAAAUGUAGGCCGCAUAUUUGCACAGCGCUGCUUAGAAUGUGGAAUAACUGAGUUAUAUGUUAAUGAAGAUGACAUAUCUGGAGAGAAGAUAAAUCUUUUGCUCAAAGAAGUAGAAAAAGGUGGAAUUAGCUUACAAGAACCACCCAGAUACGUUCAUCGAUAUACUGCGCAUUGGCUCCGUGAUGAGAAACCUUGGGAAACAGUCGAGUAGUUUCCAGUUCUGUAUAUAAUUUAAAAAUGUGUAGAAUAUAGAAGACUAAAAGUGAGUUAUAAAAUUUGUUUAUACAUGUUACUUUUAAUUAUACCCAAAAGACUUUAUACAUUACAAUUCGUGUUUCAUGUGAAUUUUUUGAACCCUGCUGUAAUAUAAAAUCUAGGAUUAAAACAGUUUCAGUCUU
This is a messenger RNA of Hylaeus anthracinus, 857 nucleotides long. RefSeq names its product 39S ribosomal protein L18, mitochondrial (gene mRpL18). NCBI's taxonomy places the organism in Eukaryota, Metazoa, Arthropoda, Insecta, Hymenoptera, Colletidae. Gene Ontology annotation, cellular component: ribosome; mitochondrion. The coding region runs from base 140 to 670 and encodes 176 amino acids. The transcript is spliced from 3 exons. Gene Ontology annotation, molecular function: 5S rRNA binding; structural constituent of ribosome. Gene Ontology annotation, biological process: translation. The record is from RefSeq and is a predicted model, not a curated record.